Molecule: messenger RNA, 497 nt
Organism: Sinocyclocheilus anshuiensis
Lineage: Eukaryota; Metazoa; Chordata; Actinopteri; Cypriniformes; Cyprinidae
Product: centrin-2
Exons: 3
Coding region: 82-432 (116 amino acids)
Cellular component (GO): myosin II complex
Molecular function (GO): calcium ion binding
Source: RefSeq, a predicted model, not a curated record
CAUUAAAAUACAGAAUGUGUCCAAACACACUGGUACAUACUGUAUACUAACAGAGUAAUUGACUUGUUGCCUUAGGUUGCUAUGCGAGCUCUGGGGUUUGAGCCAAAGAAAGAAGAGAUAAAAAAGAUGAUCGCUGAUAUUGAUAAAGAAGGGUCAGGCGUAAUCAGCUUCAAUGAUUUCCUUUCUAUGAUGACACAGAAAAUGAGUGAGAAGGACUCGAAAGAAGAAAUCAUGAAAGCUUUCAGGCUAUUCGACGAUGACUGCACCGGCAAAAUCUCUUUCAAAAAUCUCAAGCGAGUAGCUAAAGAGCUCGGGGAGAACCUCACGGACGAGGAGUUACAGGAAAUGAUCGAUGAGGCCGACAGAGACGGUGACGGAGAGAUUAAUGAGCAGGAGUUUCUGCGGAUAAUGAAAAAGACCAGUCUGUACUGAAUCACUAAAGCUAUUACAUCUAUAAGCCUCUUAAGUGUUGUCUUGUGUUGUUUUUGUUUUUUGUU